This is a messenger RNA of Purpureocillium takamizusanense, 3742 nucleotides long. RefSeq names its product SNF1-interacting protein (gene SIP5). Bases 842 to 3385 code for a protein of 847 amino acids. NCBI's taxonomy places the organism in Eukaryota, Fungi, Ascomycota, Sordariomycetes, Hypocreales, Ophiocordycipitaceae. The transcript is spliced from 2 exons. Gene Ontology annotation, cellular component: cytoplasm. The record is from RefSeq and is a predicted model, not a curated record.
CCGCCAGUACCUCAAGCGCCUCGGUGCCAACGACGGCGAAGACGACGACGACUUUCUCCUCCGCCACGCCGUGACCUCCUUCGUCCCUGAGCCCGCCCGCGUCCUGUCUCUUCAUUGCGCCCCGCGAAAAAGGCAUUACAAGGUUUCUGCAGCUCAGGUCGCGUGGAGUCGUCCCGACAGACUUUUGUGCACCACGCCCGGCCAUCGACUUUAGCACGCGCUCUAUACCUUGGUCUCACCAGUGCUCACCCGACCUGCUCCACCUCCCACCCUCCUCCUCCUCCUCCUCCCCCACGGCGGCCGCCUUUCGUUGUUUCAUCGCUCCGUUGCCGAGUAGGCCGCUUUUGUUUCUUUCUCCCGUCAUCAGCCCGCAACAUCGACCGACCGACGACGGCCUCACUCGCCAUCUCUACGACGACGCUCCCCCCAGCAGUUCUUCCAGAGCCGCCCCCGCCCGCACCGACAUGAACCUGCUGACGGUGCCCGCAAUCUGACGCCUUUCUGUCGGACGCUGCGUCUCGCCGGGGCGUGUAGACUGACGCCCGCGUGCUCGGCUUGUACGCGCAUACGCCCACCGACUUCCCGAGCACACCGACCCCUUGUACGACAGCCUCGUUUGCUCUAGUCCGCGCCAGCUAUCUUGUUUGCUAGGACCGAGUGCACCAUCCCGCUUGCUGGUGCUUUGCCUUUCUUUUAGGCCUGCUGCUCCGAGCCCUUCUCCUCACAACUGGGCCGAUAGACUCAGGGUUGUGGCCUUGACCGUCGCGGCCACCACUUGCCUCUGUCGUCAACUGCUACGAUUCCGCUCGAUCCGAUUAUAUUGCAACUCAGGUUCUUUAUCAUGGGCAAUUCAAACACAAAGGAGUCGCGCGGCGAAGGCGGCGAGGGCCUAGACGCUCGCCGGAAUGAUGGCCGACCCCGCCGCAUGAGCCGAGGCGAUCUCGGCGGUCUCCUGAGCCUGCAGACCGGCUCUCGCGAACGAGAGCGCCAGGAUGCCCCGUUUGAACGUCGGGAGACAAGACAGGAGCGCGAGGCCCGGAGACUAGAACGAGAGCGCGUUGCCCGUGCCAAGGAGCGAGAGCGUAGCAUGCGCGAGGAACACAUCGACGGCGGCUUCCUUGUCACUUUGGGUACCUACACUGGCACCGAGGACUUCAGUAAACCAGUUGUGAGGCAGCUACAGAUUGAGCGGAAGAUCGCCCCCUUCUGGCGUGGCUUGAAUGACUGGUCUGAGAGCUGGGCGGAACAUCAACUCGUUGCGGCGGCCCGUGGUCUCCCCAUUCCCGCAGCGGAUGCACCGCCCGACCCCGAACUGAUGCCUCGCCCCGUCCCGCCUACGUCUGCAUCCACACAGAAUCUCAACAAUUUGACAGUGCCUUUGGGGCCUCGCACGAUGUCUGCGGCCUCGGAUCGCAGUGAAUCCGCCAAUGGAUCCAACUUACCAUCCCCUACUACUGGAGGGACAGCAAAGAGCUCAUCGAUAAAGCCAAGGGCGAAGGCGCUUGCAGCUGCUCUGAGCGUGAGCUCCCGGAACGCCUCAUCCACCGAUCUGGCGCCGAAAGAGAUGAUGCUGCCUCAUGAUCCGUUCAUCAACGGCCAGCCCAUCGAAGUCUACCUAUACAAGGACGCUUCGGAGUGCCCAAUCUGUUUCCUCUCUUACCCUCCCUAUCUCAACCGCACUCGCUGCUGCGACCAGCCUAUAUGCAGCGAGUGCUUUGUUCAGAUCAAGCGCGCGGACCCGCAUUUGCCUGAGCAUCACCCCGACGGCGCUGCCCGGGACCCCAACGAGGGUCUCAAUCCCGACGACCCCCCAGAAAUGCUCAUCUCGGAGCCAGCAGCCUGUCCCUACUGCCAGCAACCCGAGUUCGGCGUCACGUACGAGGCUCCACCAUUCCGACGAGGGUUGGUGUACACAGCGGCACCCUCUAAUUUUGGGUCAACAGCCAUGUCGUCACAGAGUUCACUCAACUCAACCCUGCCACCUACAUCCCCUCAGCAACAUGGGCGUAGGCGAACGCAUAGCUUGUCGGCGACGGCCCCUGGUGUCAUCACCACGGACCGCGUGCGACCGGACUGGUGUACCAAACUGGCGUCUGCACGGGCACAUCAGGCGCGCCGCGCAGCAGCAGCGACUGCCCUCCAUACAGCAGCAUUCCUGGUUGGCGCAACUGAACAGCGGUCACUCUUGCGCGGCGGACGUUUCGGUCGUAGAAAUACCGGUACCGGCAGCAACGGCACGAGCACUCCAGGACCCGAAAACGGCACUUCUGCCAUUGGAGCACCUGAUGGCUUGGAGCCGGGUGAGCGGGGCUCAUCUGCUGGUCGUGGAGAUGGGACUAGGCGGACCAGAAUGGAAGAAUUGGAAGAAAUGAUGUUCAUGGAGGCGGUACGACUGUCGUUGGCCAGCGAAGAGGAGCGCAAGCGAAAGGAGGAGAAGGCCAUCAGAAAAGAGGCCAAGAAACGCCAACAAGCCGAACGAAAGGCACAGAAGAAGCAAAGCAAAGAUCCUUAUGGAGGAGCCUUGAGCGGCGCUAGCGGCAGUAGCCUUUCCCUCGGACUUGGUCGCAGGAGGGGAAAUAGCGCCGCAAGCAACUUGAGGAUGGAAGUCACUGCCCCAGGCGCGUCACAGUCUCCGAGAGGCGACGAAUCCCCGGCGUCGGAGCACGAGGAUAACGUUGGCAAGGGCAAGGGCGUCGACAGAGGGACAUCAGAGCCGACAACCCCGGCGACCACGGGACCAUCGCUUCCGAUACCUACGACGAGCCCGCGCGGGGGGUCUCACCUACGGCAGAUGAGCAACGCAUCCUCCCUCGGGUCGUCUCUUGCCGAUACACCAUCGGGCAGUUAUUCUGGCCCUGGCUUCGUGGGGCCUGAGGGUACCGGCAGUUCGCGUCAAGGUCGGAACGAUGACGGAGAUGGCAACGAGCCCUUGUUCAACUUUCGAAGCCUAGCGGAGCUUGUCGGUGUCAAUAUCGAUGAUGGAUCUGCAAAUGCAGGCACAAGUGGGGGCGCGGAAUCGCCACAGGCCGCGCAUGACGGUACAGGCCGACCUCUUUCUCAAGUCAAGGAGGACGAAAAGGAAGAAGCCGAAUCAGAGCAUGUGGAAGCUCGUGAAUCAGAAUCGGAGAAGCCCAGUGGUGGAGCCGCAGACAAUGUCGAAGACCUCGAAAAGACGAUUACUCUCCCGCCGCAGGUUACACUCACGCCGCAGGGGUCGUCGGCCGGCAACGGCGCCGAAAGUGCAGAGAACAGCCGCCGCAUUGCGCUGUGCCCCGAGGUGACCUUGACACCAGAGACGCCAGUACCGCUAGACGAGUCUAAGACGGAGGACAAGCGGCUAGGGCAUUCCAACAUCAUGGAGCAGGCGGCGCCCAUUGCUCAGUGAGGGCAAACCGCGAUAGGUUGUUUCUGGGGGAGGAUAAAUCAAGCAACGGGAGCAAGCCUCGUCACUUCUUUGGAGGCUUUGUAUAUUGUAUACAGCAGCAUGUGAUGGUAUUACAACGAGCGACGAAUGGAUUCUGUUCUGGGCGCAUGAGGUAUGGGCAGAGUCUUGCGUGGGAAAGUAGGAAGACAGGCACCUCGAUGGUGGUGUCAUCAAUAUCUAAGACUAUUUCGGCACUUUGCCAACGUUGUCUGAUUCCAUCGCCUGGAUUGACCAUGGGGGGCAUAGAAAGUUUGUUUGUGCUCUACCCACUUGGGUAACAAAGCUCUAAAGUAGGUAGCAAGCGGUAGUGAUACGACG